GGGAGGAUCAAGGACCGAGAAUGGUCGGUAGUGGAAAGACAGAGGAAGAAGAAGAGAUUAUGAUACCGAAAACAUGAAGAGGGCUACGGGACAAUAAUCCAACACACCUCCAGGCUGUGUGAGGGGUUAUUUGACCAAGAAGGAGAGUGAUGGAGUGCUGCAUCAGAUGACCUGGCCUUCACUAUCACCCGAUCUCAACCCAAUUGAGAUGGUUUUUGGAUGAGAUGGACCAGAGAGUGAAGGAAAAGCAGCCAACAAGUGCUCAGCAUAUGUGGGAACUCCUUCAAGAUUGUUGGAACAGCAUUCCAGGUCCUCCUCCUCCUCAGUGUUUGUGGUGGUGAGGGAGGAGAAUGUGACGAUACCAGAUGAACUCUCAGAGGACGAGAGUCCCGGUAACAGACAGGGCUGUGUCCCGCACCGCAGACAGGGAAUGACGCCUUUGGCAGCUGGCUUAGCUCUGCAGGCAGUUUCCUCACCAGAUCUUUCUACUGGUGAAACUGGUGGACUUAGGAGCCGGUAUGGCUGCUCACAGGGGCUUUUGAACCCAGAUCUGAACACAGCAGAACUGCAUCAGAAGGCACAACCCCUUUUUUUAAAUUAAAUGUUUUAUACUUUUACCUUAAUUUAACUAGACAAUCAGUUAAGAACAAAUUCUUAUUUACAAUGAUGGCCUACCAAAAGGCCUCCUACGGGGACAAGACACAUCAGGACAAGAGACACCACACCACUACAUAAUGGGAGACCUAACAACAUAGCAAGGCAGAAACACAUGGCAACACAACAUGGCAGAAACACAUGACAACACAACAUGGUAGCAACACAACAUGGCAGAAACACAUGACAACACAACAUGGUAGCAACACAACAUGGCAGAAACACAUGACAACACAACAUGGCAGAAACACAUGACAACACGGUAGCAACACAACAUGGCAGAAACACAUGACAACACGGUAGCAACACAACAUGGCAGAAACACAACAUGGCAGAAACACAACAACAACAUAGCAUGGCAGAAACACAACAUGGUAGCAACACAACAUGGCAGCAACACAACAACAACAUCGCAUGGCAGAAACACAACAUGGUAGCAACACAACAUGGCAGCAGCACAACAUGGCAGCAGCACAACAUGGCAGCAGCACAACAUGGCAGCAGCACAACAUGGCAGCAGCACAACAUGGCAGCAACACAACAUGGCAGCAGCACAACAUGGUAGCAACACAACAUGGCAGCAACACAACAUGGCAGGCAGCAACACAACAUGGCAGCAACACAACAUGGCAGCAACACAACAUGGUAGCAACACAUGGUACAAACAUUAUUGGGCACAGACAACAGUACAAAGGGCAAGAAGGUAGAGACAACAAUACAUCACCCAAAGCAGCCACAACUGUCAGUAAGAGUGUCCAUGAUUGACUCUUUGAAUGAAGAGAUGGGAGGUGGGUUAUUUUGUUGCAGCUCGUUCCAGUCGUCAGCUGCAGCGAACUGAAAAGAGGAGAGACCCAGGGAUGUGUGUGUUUUGGGGACCUUUAAUGUCCAGUGCAGUUUCCUGAGAAUUAUAAUGUCUUUAGUGAGAGAGCUGUUUGCAAAGACCACCUGAAAUGUCUGCCUAUUUUUGGUAGGAUGGUGACAUCACCAAGCGGUAAAUUAGUUAAUAGACCAAUAAGAAAGUUCCAAACUUCUCUGCCAAUAACAGCUAGUCUUCAGUUCUCCCCUCUCCACUCAGACCACUCCCAGACAGUCCUAGUAAAAAUUCUUGCUCUUUGCUACUAAGAAGCUAUUAUUUAUUUUUUACCAUUUUAAUUUAAAGAAGUCACCAUAAGGUAUGUAAAUGUUUCCCAGAAAUGAUUUGAUAUUGAGCUGAAAACUGCUGGAUCUUUUAAUCUCCUACAGUUGAAACUGUGGUUGUAAAACUGCCUUCAAUAUGUUCCUAAGUCUAGUCUGUUUCUUGAAAUAAAUAAAUGAAUGUAUUCCCCACUAUAUCUUUAUUCAUCCAAACCAAUUCAAUGUAAACAAACCACAACCGUUAAAUUAAAACUCACGUGAAUAGACUGGACAAAUCACAACCGUUAAAUUAAAACUCACGUGAAUAGACGGGACAAAUCACAACCGUUAAAUUAAAACUCACGUGAAUAGACGGGACAAACCACAACCGUUAAAUUAAAACUCACGUGAAUAGACGGGACAAAUCACAACCGUUAAAUUAAAACUCACGUGAAUAGACGGGACAAACCACAACCGUUAAAUUAAAACUCACGUGAAUAGACGGGACAAACCACAACCGUUAAAUUAAAACUCACGUGAAUAGACGGGACAAAUCACAACCGUUAAAUUAAAACUCACGUGAAUAGACGGGACAAACCACAACCGUUAAAUUAAAACUCACGUGAAUAGACGGGACAAAUCACAACCGUUAAAUUAAAACUCACGUGAAUAGACGGGACAAAUCACAACCGUUAAAUUAAAACUCACGUGAAUAGACGGGACAAAUCACAAAACAUUUUUACUUAAUUAAAAUACUCAAACUCAUUUUCCUGGGAGUAUAGUAGAAUUAGUAAUAUUAUAGUAGAAUUAGUAAUUAUUAAUAGUAUAGUAGAAUUAGUCAUUAAUAGUAUAGUAGAAUUAGUAAUAAUUAAUAUAGUAGAAUUAGUAAUAAUUAAUAUUAUAGUAGAAUUAGUCAUUAGUAAUAUUAUAGUAUAAUUAGUAAUAUUAUAGUAGAAUUAGUCAUUAGUAAUAUUAUAGUAGAAUUAGUAAUUAAUAUUAUAGUAGAAUUAGCCAUUAUUAAUAUUAUAGUAGAAUUAGUCAUUAAUAGUAUAGUAGAAUUAGUAAUUAAUAGUAUAGUAGAAUUAGUAAUAAUUAAUAGUAUAGUAGAAUUAGUCAUUAGUAAUAUUAUAGUAGAAUUAGUCAUUAGUAAUAUUAUAGUAGAAUUAGUAAUUAUUAAUAUAUUAGAAUUGAUUUGGACAACUCAAAAUACUAGAAAAUGACCAAAAACAUACAGGGGUGAGACCUGCAGCUCGUUUUGAGUUGGGGAGAUCAACUCCAUAUACUAUAAAGUUACUUUUUUAAAAAAUCAACUCUAAACUGUGUAGAAAUAAACAUUUACCUUCAUUCAUAUAGUUUCUUGUCGGUCCAGCUGGCUAAUAAAAACUAGACAGUCGGGGAUCUUCAAAAAGUCCUAAAACAAGGUGAGGCAAUAUAACACCUCGAAGACUGAAUGGCCUCCGGGAUAAACAUGAGUUUGACAUCCCUGGUGUCCACAGUACAAUAAACAUGCUUAGUAUAAUGAAGUCCUUUACUGUACCAGGCAGGCAACAUGAUCAUUAUUGCCAGACGUCUAUGAAAACCCCUGCAGAAGACAUAGCUGUCGAAACAUUGGUUGAAUAAAUUGAUUGCAUCAGUCAUUGCACUCGUGUUUUGUUGUUGUUUUGCAACACGAUCAUUAUCCAGACUUCACCAGUAGUUGUCACAAUAUUACAUUUUGGUCUAUUUAUUCAACAAGGUGAAGGUGAAGUCCCCCUCCCCCUCAGGGGGGAAGAGGAGAGGUAUCUGAUCCUAGAUCUGUACCUAGAGGAAACGUCACCCUGUAUCCACACAAUUUCCUGAGUGUAACUUCUAUUCAUAGCGAGUUUGGGUUAGUGGUAUAGUCCUUAGAUGGGUCUAAGUGUUUUUGCAUUGACAGGCCAUCAAACAGAAGCAGGGGUUAGUGGUAUAGUCCUUAGAUGGGUCUAAGUGUUUUUGCAUUGAAAGGCCAUCAAACAGAAGCAGGGGUUAGUGGUAUAGUCCUUAGAUGGGUCUAAGUCGCUCUGGAUAAGAGCGUCUGCUAAAUGACUUAAAUGUAAAUGUAAAUGUAAGUGUUUUUGCAUUGACAGGCCAUCAAACAGAAGCAGGUGUGUAUGUUGUCCCUCACCUGUCUGCGCGCGGGGGCCUUUCCACACCGAUCCCCUGUCCUUACUUCCGCUCGGUCGCGCAGCUCAUCUGACAUCAGGACAAAUGGCGGACCAGGAUGGCAGCGAAACGUCUCCGACAGUACCACAAGUCUCUGACUCGCACCCCAACUUGACCCUCUCCAGUGGGCCUGACUCCUCAACGUCCGGCCAGGCCCUGUCCACCACCCCAACCCUCAGCCCAUCACUGUCCACCACCCCAACCCUCAGCCCAUCACUAUCACCUACACCUACUCACAGCAACAAUGCUGCUAACAAAGCAGAGCCGUUGGUCCUCAAGAUCAACGAGAGACAGAGACUGGCCCGGGAACGUCGAGAGGAAAGGGAGAAACAGAUUGCUGCCAGGGAGGCUGCCUGGCAGGAGAGGGAGGAGAGGGCCAGACAAUACUAUGAGAAACACCUGGAGGAGAGGAGGAGGAAGGUGGAGGAACAGAGGAGGAAGGAGGACAGGAGACGAUCUGCUGUGGAGGAGAAGAGAAGACAGAACCUGGAGGAAGAGAAGGCCCAUCAUGAGGCAGUGAUGCAUCGGACAGUGGAGAGAAGUCAGAGAGCCAAACCCAACCACUGGACUUGGGGCGGGACCAUGACCACACCCACCACACCCGGGGAUGCUGACAGACGGUCUGUGUCGACCAUGAACCUUUCCAAACAUGCAGCUGAUCCAGUUAUAACCAAGAGACUGUCCUACUCCUCUGCCACACUCUUACACUCUCCAGACAGAGACUGUCUGUGUGUGUCCUGUGUUCGUCUCCCUAGUCCUCCUCUCCCAGACUGGUGA
Messenger RNA from Oncorhynchus nerka (sockeye salmon), 4725 nucleotides. Its product is annotated as ensconsin-like. Bases 3994 to 4725 code for a protein of 243 amino acids. NCBI's taxonomy places the organism in Eukaryota, Metazoa, Chordata, Actinopteri, Salmoniformes, Salmonidae. The transcript has 9 exons. Gene Ontology annotation, biological process: microtubule cytoskeleton organization. The record is from RefSeq and is a predicted model, not a curated record. Gene Ontology annotation, cellular component: microtubule cytoskeleton.